AGAGGUGGAGCCGUAGAGACUUCUGGGGCCCCUCUAGCUGGGGACCUGGGCGAGGGAGGUUUGGGAAGGGACUGGAGGACUGAGGCAGCCGUUCCGGGGAGCCGGCCCGAGGAGGUAGGGGUGGGCUGGCCAAGUCCUUAGGCUGUUACUUGGUGGACCUCGCCUGCCUUUUUUACUCCGGAGCCCGCUCCCUCCGCAUCCUGCUCUUCCCAUCAGGGCCCAGGUUUCCCGAUAGCUUCCAGUUCCCCACCGCACUCGCCUCAAGCCCAUGACCUCGUGCCCCUGCCCGCCCCCCAGCUUUGGAGCUCAACCUCCAUUUCCCCUCCUUCCGUGCUUCGCUUCGUCCUCUCUCUUCCGUACCCGGCGCCGGGCUUCUCCUUCCAUAAACCUGGAUCGCCAACAAGGUUGUCCUCCCCGUGCCUGCACCAUCCCCGCACCCAAACACAAAGAACCGCCCCCCACCCCCACCCCGCUGCCGCAAACACAGUCCACCAACACACUACGUGCACAAAAGCCGACGGCGCGUUUUGUCCCUGUGUCGUCAAGGGCCAGAAGCAAGCUGGAGGAAAGCAAAGUUGACGCUAAGAGAUACUACCAAAAAACACCUUGCUGCCCUUGGCUGAAAAGGACUACAGGAUGGAGAAAGGUUUUGAAAAAGCUUGUUUAAGGAUAGCUCAGUUUGGACUCUUUGGAGAAUCUUCAGUACAGGAAACCAAUUUACCUCCACUUGAACGAUUAGUUCCUAUGUUGACUAGUUGAGACAAAUAUAAGUAUGGCCUUCUACAAUUAUAAAACAGUCUUAGCUAUUGCCCGGACAAGAUUCCCUAGCUAUUUUGUCCAUCCUACCAGCUCUUAUUCCCCAUCAUUUGCAUUUCUUCACUUGCCAGAUUCCCAUUUAAAUAGAACAUACAUCAAAAACUGUGUAAGCAAGAAGUACUCCUAUCCUAAUCAGUCAGGCAAUAAAGUACUUCACCUACGAGCUAGAAUAAUACAGAAGCUGCACACAUCAACUUGCUGGUUACAAGAGGUCCCUGGUAAACCUCAACUGCAGCAAACCCCAAAAAAGCCUCAGGCGACAAGCCCUCAGCCCGCAGAAGGAACUGGCACGAAGAUUAAGGAAGAAAAGCGAUCUUAUAGACAAAGAAUUAUGGAUGAACUUAAAUAUUAUUACAAUGGAUUCUACUUGCUGUGGAUUGACACCAAAGUUGCUGCCAGAAUGGUUUGGAGGUUGUUGCACGGACAGGUGCUGACCAGACGAGAGAGACGAAGGCUCUUGAGGACUUGUGCUGAUUUCUUCCGCCUGGUUCCAUUUAUGGUUUUCAUAAUUGUACCCUUCAUGGAAUUCUUAUUACCAGCAUUUCUAAAAUUCUUCCCAGAGAUGUUGCCAUCAACUUUUGAAAGUGAAUCCAAAAAGGAGGAAAAACAGAAAAAGAAAAUGGCUGCGAAGUUGGAACUAGCAAAAUUUCUUCAAGAAACGAUUACAGAAAUGGCCAGGAGGAACAGGGCCAAGCUAGGAGACGACUCCAUACAGUUCUCCUCCUAUGUCAAACAGGUCCAGACAGGCCACAAGCCCAGCACAAAGGAGAUAGUUCGAUUUUCCAAACUGUUUGAAGAUCAGCUAACCCUGGAGAGCCUAGAUCGACCUCAGCUGGUUGCCCUCUGCAAGCUUCUAGAGUUGCAGGCCUUUGGAACCAACAAUUUGCUCCGCUUUCAACUUCUGAUGAAACUAAAGUCUAUAAAAGCAGAUGAUGAAGUAAUUGCCAAAGAAGGGGUGAGCGCUCUGAGCGUGUCGGAACUACAAGCAGCCUGCAGGGCCCGGGGGAUGAGAUCCCUGGGUCUCACUGAGGAACAACUGAGACAGCAGCUCACAGAGUGGCAGGACCUCCACCUGAAGGAGAAUGUCCCUCCUUCUCUGUUGCUUCUGUCACGAACCUUCUACCUGAUCGAUGUGAAGCCAAAGCCAAUCGAGAUACCACUAAGUGGGGAGUCUUCCAAAACAGAUAUUCUUGUGGGAUCACCUGCUUCUCUUGGAUCUAAGGAGACACUGGUGGAUUUAGCACCUCCACUGAAGGGAACUAAGGAUGAAGAAUUUAUACAGCUGCCGCCAGUUCCGUCAUCCCCCAUAACACCAUCGACACCUAUCCCGUUACCUAAGGGACCCAUCACUUCUGCUAAAGAAGCUACACUCCAGGCCGAAUCACAAAAGGCAACGCAGAACAGCAAGGCAAGUUCUAAAGGUGCAUAAGGACCAUGGGAGAUGAAGCUCAGUCGUCAGCUUCCUGCCCGCAACGGUGGCAUCCAUGCAGGACCAUCCAGCUCAGACAGAUGCUGUGUCUGGUUUAAGCAGAGAUCAGCCGUGUCGUCCUUGGGGCAGUCCUUUGAGGCCUUGUAACCCUUCCAGAUGACGUCAGCAGUGAGACCAACUUCAGACCAUUUAGAAAUAUAAUCUCAAAGCCACCUUCCUCUGUACCAUGACGUCAUCCCACUAAACUAUGUGAAGCCCCCUCCCCGUGUUAUUUUUGAACAGCUUCAUAUUCGUGUGCAUGUCCUUUAAGGGAGGACUUUUUUUGCAUAAUGGAAUCAGCUUGGCACCUUAGAUUCAAGUAAGAACUUGGAAACUCCGAAACCAGGGAUCCAUCAGUAAGAAUAGUGCCCUGGAAACAAAGCACCUUAAUGGGAUGGAAUGGGCUUAUUCCCCAGUAAGGCCUUUCCGGAUAUGAAGAAGAAAAAGCUUUCUGGAGAAGAAAACAGGAGUUCAACAGACUGGCGAUCCACAAGGCCUGGCUGCUGCUCGGCUGCUCAGAGGCUCCCCCUCUGGGGCCCUCGGAGCCGGCAGGAAUCUGGGAGGCCGCCACUAUUCCAGCACACGUGGCUUUCAUUAGCCACCAUUUUGCCAGGAAACAUAAUUACGGGUUUAAGACGUAACCAUUUGUCUGUGCUGGGUGUAUGCUUUUCUGGUGUGUGUGUCUUUCACAAACAAGACCAUUUGUUAGUCAUCGGGGUGGUUAAGAGUCUGACACAAUCCCUGAGCUACCCAGUAACGAGUAUUAUGUUCAGAUACUUAUGUUUGGGGUUUUCGGGAUGGUCAGUUCUGAUAAAACUCAAUACCUUGCCCUGCAGCUGACCAAGAGCUUUCUUCCCUUGGGGAGUGCUUAGAAAGAAAGAGGUGUUUUCGGUUUGUGGGGGAUGAGAUUGGUUUUCUUCACUCUCGGUGAAACUGAAAGCGGUUAGAUGGGAGUCAUUGAAACCAAGCGCAACUCCAAUCUUCCUGUCUGGGAUCACCUACGUGAGGACUGUCAUCGGUGCUUCCCAGCAAAGAUCUGUACUUUACAAUGCUUUCUAAGCUCCUCUCCACCAGAGGGAAAGCCCCACCCUGGCCUGCUAAUGCACUCCAGUUCCUCAAGAAUGAUGAAUCCCUACUACACAGCAUUUGCUGGGUCUCCCCAUUGGCCUCGCAAGGUGAUUCACAAUAAAUUCUCCCAUUUUUAAAACCAUGGGUGUUUAUUUUAAUUAGCUCACAUUUCAAGUGUUAAAUGUGAAGGGAUUAGUUACUUAACUUGUUCAAUCCUGUUUUAGCUGAAUGAUUUAUAAGGACUGCUAGGCUGUUCUGCAGUUCUUUCUGGCUUUUCCUACAAGGCAGAGUGGGAAUGGUUACGGCAGGGGGCCCCUGGUCAGUUCUGGCUCCAGCUGGCUGG
Mustela erminea (ermine) is the source of this 3695-nucleotide messenger RNA. It is a transcript of the gene LETM2, whose product is annotated as leucine zipper and EF-hand containing transmembrane protein 2. Lineage: Eukaryota; Metazoa; Chordata; Mammalia; Carnivora; Mustelidae. Gene Ontology annotation, biological process: intracellular monoatomic cation homeostasis. Gene Ontology annotation, cellular component: mitochondrial inner membrane. The transcript has 12 exons. Bases 773 to 2245 code for a protein of 490 amino acids. Gene Ontology annotation, molecular function: ribosome binding. The record is from RefSeq and is a predicted model, not a curated record.